AUGAAGGCCUGUCUUCUCUCUCUCGUCGCCGCUCUUGCGAGCACGGCCACUGCACAGGUGCAGGGCAAAGCGUUUGGCUUCGCAGCUGGCACCACUGGUGGUGGCUCAGCUAGUCCCCAGAUUCCUUCUAGCAUUGCUCAACUUAAGGAGUGGCUUACCGACAGCACGGCCCGGACCAUCAUGAUCGAUCGCACUUGGGACUUUCGCAACACUGAGGGCACGACCAGCGGCAAGUGUUGCAGUGAUAAUCGCACGACCAAGUGUCCCGGUGGCACUUCCAAGGGCCAGGCCUGGAUCCAGGACACCUGCGAUGCUGCUAGUGGUACUUGGGUUGACUGCACUUACGACAACGCUGCGAAAACCCCCAUUGAUAUCAACAGCAACAAAAGUCUUGUUGGCGUUGGCACUAAGGGUGUCAUCAUUGGCAAGGGAUUCCGUGUUCGUGGUGGAAAGAGCAAUGUCAUCAUCCAAAACGUCCACAUCACAAAUCUCAACCCUCAAUACGUCUGGGGAGGCGAUGCCAUCACUCUUGACGGUGCCGACAAGGUCUGGAUCGAUCACGUCAAGAUCUCCCUGAUCGGCCGCCAGUUCAUCGUCUCUGGUUGGGGAGCCGCCGGCAAGGUAACUAUCUCCAACACCGAGUUUGACGGCAACACGGAGUGGUCCGCCGGCUGCAACGGGAAGCACUAUUGGACCGCCCUCCUCAUCGGCGCCAAGGACUACUACACCUUUUCUGGUAACUGGCUGCAUGACGUCUCUGGCCGCUCCCCUCAUAUGGGAACGACAAAUACCGCUGGCAGCGAGAACCUGUUCCACGGCGUCAACAACUACUUCCAAAACGUCGGCGGCCAUGCCUUUGACAUUGACGGUAACACCUGGGUCCUUCUUGAGGGCAACUACUUCGAUGCCGUCACCACGCCCAUCACUCCCGCCAGCUUGACCAACGGAGGCAACAUCUACAUCGUGAACACCGUCGACGAAGCCUCUCGCUGCACCUCUUACUUGGGUUACAUCUGCGAGUGGAACCGCGCUCGUGACUCUGGUGUUGUCAGCAGUCUUACCAGCACGACUGCCCUCACUAAGCUGGGUGGCUUCAAGUCUUCGCUCAUCGGCCACAUUGGCGUUGCCGACGUUCCCGCCAAGGUUAAGGCCAAUGCUGGUGUUGGCAAGACCACGAGCACCAAUGCCUAG
Messenger RNA from Colletotrichum abscissum, 1191 nucleotides. Its product is annotated as pectate lyase. The record is from RefSeq and is a predicted model, not a curated record. Bases 1 to 1191 code for a protein of 396 amino acids. Gene Ontology annotation, molecular function: pectate lyase activity. The transcript has 4 exons. NCBI's taxonomy places the organism in Eukaryota, Fungi, Ascomycota, Sordariomycetes, Glomerellales, Glomerellaceae.